CGAUGGCCAAUUAAAAACACCCGUGCUCCGCGUUUUUUGGGCGUGGAUAACAAACAGCGAACGAGCUGUUCGGUGCUGUCUUCUUUCGUCUCAGUGAGUUCAGCCCGUAUAUACAGCUCAGCAAUUAUUACAUGGCGGACGUCAGACCAGGAAGGAGGAGUCCUCUUAGUCCCAGACGAGGGAAGAGACACUCCAAACACGUGCCACUGAGCAGAAGAAAGAGUCCUGAAAGCUCCAGGAGCAGGAGAGGAAAGAGAAGUGUUCCUCUCACUCCCUCCAAUGUGAUGAGAGAAGUGAGGGAGGUGGGGAAUUGGUGGGAGGAGGAGGGACUGGGAUACUAUCUCUACAUACCACAGUCAAAGAGAGAGGAGAUUAGACAGAAGUUCCCAGAUGAGAUGGAGCAGAAGAAAAAGCUGAUUUCACACUGGAUUAACACCGACCCACUGGCAAGCUGGAGGAGACUCAUUGUGGCACUGGAUUACAUGAAACAAACCAAGAUGGCUGACUUCAUAAGAUCCUAUGCUGAACCUCUCACUGAUGACAGUCUCACUCCACACACACUGCUACCUGCUGUGACCUCUGUGAGACAGUUCUGGAGGCGAAAUGAUGAUGAUGAGGGGCUGCUGGAGGUGCUUGGUGUCCCCUGGUCAGUGAUGGAUCGUAUCAGGGCCAAUCCAUCGCACACAACUGAAGAGGUGAAAAGGAUUGCAGGUCUACAGUACUACCUCCAGACCCUGCCUAGUGCAUCAUGGGAGAUGAUAGCUGGAACAUUAUGGUAUCUGGAGGAGCACACAGUCCUGGAGGAAGUCAGACAACAUCUACCAUCUACAUAUGGUCGCAACAAGGCCAAGAAGAUCUAUGAAGAGGAGAUGAAACGUGGGAUCACAGAACGACUCAUCACAAAAGUGACAAUGGUGGGUACUGCAGGCAGCGGGAAGUCAACGUCCCUAGAGACACUGACUGGCGAGGAGCCACUGGCAGAGGGAGAACGAGAGAGCACACCACUCCUGAAGAGACCCGUCCAAACCGAGGUGGUCUUUGUGGAAGGGAAGGAGGUGAGGUGGAGGAAGAAGACGGCAGACGAGAAGAAGCAAUACAUUGCCCGCAUCCUGAGAGCCCGUGCCCAGCAAACUAGGCCAGCCAGCCACCCAGCCACCAACUGUAGUCAGAGAGAAACACAACUCCCCCAAAGCAGCAGAGUCAGCAUCCUCUCCGCAGAUAUCCUCACCAGCAGCCUCAGAGGAAGCUAA
Geodia barretti is the source of this 1250-nucleotide messenger RNA. NCBI's taxonomy places the organism in Eukaryota, Metazoa, Porifera, Demospongiae, Tetractinellida, Geodiidae. The record is from the annotation of a GenBank genome assembly.